Arabis nemorensis is the source of this 435-nucleotide messenger RNA. The record is from the annotation of a GenBank genome assembly. NCBI's taxonomy places the organism in Eukaryota, Viridiplantae, Streptophyta, Magnoliopsida, Brassicales, Brassicaceae.
AUGGAAAUUGGGCGAGCAAAUCCGGAGCCGGAGACUACCUCUGAUCCGCUUCUCCGUGAAUCAGCCAGCUGUUCCAUCCUUCCCGGCCUCCGACCCACAGUGGGAUCCUCAUGGUGGCAGCGAAUUCACAGCAACCAUCGCAAGGAGCCAAGGUGGUGGGUCCGGGCAAUUCUGAAAAUAAGAGAGUGGUCAGAGAUCGUAGCUGGUCCACGGUGGAAGACUUUUACCCGCCGAUUCAACAGCGAUUAUCGCCGCGGCCGCGAUUGGGACGAUAGUGCCAAAUUCAAAUACGAUCCUUUGAGUUACAAGUUAAGUUUCGAGAAUGAAAACGAUGCUAGAUUCGGUAGAUUCCAGAGCUUCUCGAUGCGUUACGCUUCCGUCCCCGUCGUUUCCGGUAAAGCUACCACCGUUAUCAGCGUUGACGCCGAGAAAUAA